Magnolia sinica is the source of this 2491-nucleotide messenger RNA. RefSeq names its product protein NRT1/ PTR FAMILY 6.1. The transcript has 5 exons. The record is from RefSeq and is a predicted model, not a curated record. The coding region runs from base 241 to 2262 and encodes 673 amino acids. Gene Ontology annotation, biological process: transmembrane transport; oligopeptide transport. Lineage: Eukaryota; Viridiplantae; Streptophyta; Magnoliopsida; Magnoliales; Magnoliaceae. Gene Ontology annotation, molecular function: transmembrane transporter activity. Gene Ontology annotation, cellular component: membrane.
UGUUUGGGCGUUUUACGGAAUUGAGUUUUUCUUGUUUUUUCUCUUGAGAUGGAAUUGGCCUAGAAGAUUGGGAGUUAUUAGCAGAUUUCUGGAGUUGUUUUUUUGGUUCAAGUUUGAUAUUCUUAGUGUUCUUUUGAGAGAAUUGGGGUUUCUUGUUGGGGGUGGAAUUGGAUUUUAAAGCUGAGAAUUCAUGCUGCACUUCGAUUUUUACUUAACUGCGUUGUUGUUGGAUAGUAUAGUAUGGGAUCGAAGGAAAUCAAGUCACCUGGUAUGGGAAUCAAAUCACCAGGUAUGGGAUCCAACGAAAUCAAGUCACCUGGUAUGGGAAUCAAAUCACCAGGUAUGGGUUCAAAGGAAAUCAAAUCGCCGGAAGACUUGCCGGAGAAUUCGGCAAGGUUAGAUCCGAAUUCUGACUCGUUCCAUAGCAAGAAGCUUGGGAUCUAUUUUGCUGAGAGUGACGAUAGGCGGACAGUGAUUAGCGGUGGAUAUGUAGGUGGAACAACACCAGUUAAUAUCCGUGGAAAACCCAUUACCGAUCUGUCUAAGACAGGUGGUUGGAUUGCUGCCUUCUUCAUUUUUGGUAAUGAGAUGGCAGAGAGGAUGGCUUACUUUGGUCUUGCUGUUAAUAUGGUGACUUUUAUGUUCUAUGUCAUGCAUCGUCCUUUUGCCAGUUCGGCAAAUGCAGUUAAUAAUUUCUUGGGCAUAUCACAAGCAUCAUCUGUGCUUGGUGGGUUUCUUGCUGAUGCAUAUCUUGGUAGAUACUGGACAAUAGCUAUCUUCACAACCGUGUACCUUGCGGGUUUGACAGGAAUAACCUUGUCUGCUACAAUGAGUGUACUUAUGCCAAGUCAGGAUCAUUGUGAUCAGCUAUCCUUAAUAUUGGGUGGUUGUGAGCCAGCAAAAUCAUGGCAAAUGACCUAUCUGUAUACAGUCCUCUAUAUAACAGCAUUUGGAGCUGCAGGCAUAAGGCCCUGUGUCUCAUCCUUUGGGGCUGAUCAGUUUGAUGAAAGGAGUAAAGAUUACAAGGCUCACUUGGAUAGAUUUUUCAAUUUCUUCUAUCUUUCGGUCACCAUUGGGGCAAUCGUGGCCUUCACCAUGGUAGUCUAUGUUCAGAUGAAACAUGGAUGGGGGUCGGCCUUUGGAUCGUUGGCCAUAGCCAUGGGCAUUUCGAACGUGGUCUUCUUUGCGGGUACGCCUUUGUAUCGACACAGAUUACCAGGAGGUAGCCCUCUGACACGUGUUGCGCAGGUAUUGGUUGCUGCUGUCCGUAAGAGACAUGCAUCGUUCUCUAGCAGUGAGUUUGUGGGUUUGUAUGAGGUUCCUGGCAAGCACUCUGCCAUCAAGGGUAGCAGGAAGAUAGCGCACACCGAUGAUUUUAGGUGUUUGGACAAGGCAGCCCUGCAACUCAAAGAAGAUGGGGCCAAUCCAAGUCCCUGGCGACUUUGCACAGUAACCCAAGUAGAAGAGGUUAAGAUACUUAUAAAACUCCUCCCAGUAUCAGCCUGCACAAUCAUGCUCAGUGUAAUCUUGACAGAGUUUCUGACCCUAUCGGUCCAGCAAGCCUAUACCUUGAACACCCACAUGGGCCAUCUCAAACUACCUGUCACAUGUAUGCCUGUCUUUCCCGGCCUCAGCAUCUUCCUCAUCCUGUCCCUGUACUACUACACCUUCGUCCCGCUGUCCCGCCGCAUCACGGGCCACCCCCAUGGCGCCUCCCAGCUCCAGCGUGUAGGCGUCGGCUUGGCAGUGUCGAUCCUCUCGGUGGGGUGGGCUGGUGUGUUCGAGAGAUACCGUAGAAACUAUGCUAUCAAGCAUGGCUUUGAGGCCCUCUUCCUGACGGCCAUGCCCAACCUUAGUGCAUAUUGGCUGUUGAUCCAGUACUGCCUGAUCGGCAUCGCGGAGGUGUUUUGUCUCGUGGGCCUUCUGGAAUUCUUAUAUCAAGAGGCCCCUGAUGCCAUGCGAAGCAUGGCGUCUGCUUAUGCGGCCAUAGCUGGUGGUUUGGGAUGCUUUGUAGCCACUAUACUCAACAACAUCAUUGAAUCCAUAACGGGGAAUGAUGAUGAAGGGCGUCCAUCAUGGCUGUCUCAAAACAUCAAUAAGGGGAGGUUUGAUUACUUGUAUUGGCUCCUCAUGGUCUUGAGUGUGGUCAAUUUCUGUGUUUUCGUGUAUUCAGCACGGAGAUAUAAAUACAGGACUCUCCUUCGGUCAGAGUCGGAACUAACUUCGACGAAUGCGGGUGUCAGUUCGGCAGCUGGUAACUAGGAAGAUAUAGUCAAGGUUGGUGAAUGUGAUUCUUGUGUUUGUAUUCCAUUGCGCCCAUUUGUUUACGGGGUUUUAUUGUUGUUUUUUAUAUUAUUUUUUAUGGAAGCUUAAGAAAUGUAUGGUUCAGAUUGAAGGUCAUGAUAUGUAUGGUUCCCAUAAUGGUGGGCCAACUCUCAUACAUGUUUUAUCUUCUAUGACAAGAAGCUACUAUGUUGUGUUCAUUGUAGAA